CCAUGAUUUCUGUUGGUAUUUUCAAUGGCGCCAGGCCAACCGAGGCUAGAAGACGUCUUCCUCGAUACCGUCUCUUCGCUCUUGUUGUGGGUAUCUGCCUUGCUGUAAUCACUGGCUCCCACUCCUCCCACAGCUCGCAUGACCAACAGUCAUCCGACGUGCAAAAACGAAGCCUUUUCGACGUUCCACGUGGACUCAACGACUCGCUUGUUUCUCGUGCAGCUGACGCAGCAAUAUGGGAUCAGAAGGUUAGAAGUGGAAAGGGUAAGCGGUUCGAAACGAGAGCUUUCUCCAUCCCAUCUGCUGAUGACGAGAACAGGUAUCUGGUGCAAGAUGAACAGUGAUGACGUGAAACCCGGGACCGUGACGCUGGAGGAACUCGUGUCGAUUGGAUGGGACGAAGAUGACGACGAAGACCUACCGGCAGGCUGGCGCCUGCCAUUAGGGAGGGCCGAUAGUCUGUUGAACACUGCUAACGAGGUCCCUCGGAUAUGGUACCAUGUAGAGUACUGGACGGGCGAUGAUGGUAGGGUCAGAACGCCCACCACAGCUUCGAUGGGCAACAUCGUUAACGGAGAUGAUGGUUACAUAAUCGCCGGUGACAAUUUUGGGCCCGCGGCAGCUUCGAAAGGCUUGGACGUGCCGGACUGGAUGUGGCCGACUACAAAAUGGACCGACAUCAUGGCAGUAAUGUGGGACCAGUACGCGGCCGGCAAAGACCUCAAGCGCGUAUACCGAUCCGGUGUCGCCACACCCCAGACGAAAGACCUCGUGGAAUCGGCCUUGUUGAAGGUCAACAGGCUGCCGAGCGGUGACUUGGAUGACUUGGCGCAGUGGCCUGGCGUUGAUUUCGUGCCGGGAGACGACCCCUUGAAUGAGCCAUUGACGCCUCAAGCGGAGGCUUUCUUCGGCUUGCUUGGAAGCUCCCAUGCCGCUGGUCCUGCGUACUUGGGCGUUUACUACCGGGCCAUCUUUGGCAAGAAAAGGAUUAACAGGAUCAAGAUUUGGCGAUCUCCGACCAAGCCGGCACCGAACAUGCUGCUCUACAUGGGAGACCUUUGAUGGAGAGGGAAUCUUAAACGAGUUCGAGUUGUAUUAGAUUGGCUCUACAAAUCUGUCGAUCUCAUAGAGUCUACUCGAUAUUAUCAAGCGUACUACUAGAUCCCCUCUACUUUAACCAACUCUUGCU
Molecule: messenger RNA, 1189 nt
Organism: Alternaria rosae
Lineage: Eukaryota; Fungi; Ascomycota; Dothideomycetes; Pleosporales; Pleosporaceae
Exons: 3
Coding region: 139-1062 (307 amino acids)
Source: RefSeq, a predicted model, not a curated record